UAACCUACAUCCAGGCCCUUGGAUCCUUUUAAGUCGGGCAGUAAAUUUUUAAAAAAUAAUUUCGUAAACAAGACAAGACAUUUUAUUGAUACGAGUUUAUAAAAAAUGAUUUUGCUACAACGACUAACGUUUAUGUGAGAUUAAAGUGUGUCGCAGUGAUGGAGAUUACACUUGACGGUUGAUCGAACCCGUCGACUACACUCGGAUAUUAUCGUGUACACACCCGCACCAACCACUUUAUUAUUAUUAUCAUUAUCAUAUAUUAAAUUACACUUGGUCUCUUGAUGUUACAACAAAUGGGUUUAUGAAUCGGCGCUUCGACAGUCCUGCCAGUCGGACAUCAAAACUCGCCGUGUCAUCACUGUCUGUUGUCAACAUCAACAAAAGUUGCAUACAAGGAAAAUUUUCCGACAUUUUCCGCGGGCUGACCUUGACCCAUGUGGCGUUGCGGUCUCGCGAGUGAAGCCCGGGAAUAGUGCGCGCAUUCGAAAAAAACCUCUGUCGCACGUGCGGAUUACGUUUUUUUUUUUUGUCAUUUAUUCUGUUUCUUUUCGUCAGUCUGGGAAUCCCCCAACAUGUGCGCCGGGCAAAACAAUAAAAAAAGAAAGGACUAUAUUAAGUUGGAUACAAUUGUUCAGUCGUUUAAAGACUCAGUAGGAGUAAUCAUCGAAAGUUUGAAUUGUCGUGUAAUUUAAUAAAAAAAUUUCUUUUUUUGUAAACUUAAUUGAUAAUUGAGAACAAGUUCUCGUUUACCAGUGGAAGUAGACUAAAGUGAUCGGUGUCUUAACACACUCUGACAAGUAUUAAAACCUGAUCGUCUCACGUUACAUUAUUUCCAACGGCUGACCUUAUAGAUCGAUGUCAAUAUGCAUUCGAUCGUGUGAUCACGAAUCAGUUUACUCUUGUCCUGUAGUAAUUACAUUAAUACUAAAACAGAUUAACGUUUAUGUAAAUAAAAAAAAUUUUUUUUAACGGUACUGAGAUCAAGACCAAGAACAAGACGUGAAAUUAUUGCGAGAAAUGAUUAUUAGCAAACUGGCACGCGUAAUAUUUGGCAAACAAGAUCAUCGAUGAUUCGCCCACUGGUUGUCGAGUGAACUUCGCCUACAACUUUAGAGUCCUGGGAAAAUUAUCGAGGCCUGAUGGAUUGGCUCAGCAAAUGCGUCUGCGGCUCCAAGGAGCCAAAGAAUAAUAAGCAGAAGAAGAAGAAGAAGGAUGGGAAAAAUAAAAAAAAUAAGAAGGACAAAACUGACAAGUACGUAAUAAAUGAUAAUGAUAAUGCCGAUGAAGUCAUAAAAAAUAAUAACGCGUCACGCGUCAACGAAGAUCGUGAUGAUGGAGAAGCUGACAACGAUCGUGUAAUAACUGACCUUGAGGGAAGUCAUCAAAAGGAAGUAAGACAAACAAAUGGAGUGGAUCGACAAGUUGACAAAAAAAAUAAACCAGUUGUUUUUAAUAACGAUCCCGAUUUUUAUUCAAUCAACGCCGUUGGAGAACACGAGCCCGAGUUUUAUGACUCAUUAUCGGACACCACUCCGGUGGAUACUCUAAAAAAAGAUCACUCGAAGUCUAUGCAGCAGUUCAGCCUCAGUAGCAAUCAGAUGUUUGUCGAAGAUCGUGAGAAAGAUAUUUCGCUCAAAGAUAAAAUAUUCGAGCAGUCGGGAGUCAUAAAGUCGAGCAGCGAAAAUGACUUCCGAUUUAAUUCGAAUUCUUGCAGUUUUAUUGUGCCAAUAACUGAUGACCAUAAACGCAGGAAGCAUAAAACACGGGUUAAAAAUAACAGAAAAAUAAGUUCCUCUAUUCCCAUACCGUCUAAGCAUCGAAAUAAUCACUCGGGUUCUAGUCCACAUAUCAAAAAAAAUGGUCGCAUCCACUCUGCAAUAGUCUCUGGUGUCAACUGGGAACAACAGAGUGUCACAGUAGAAUGGUUCGAGCGAGGCGAAACAAAGGGAAAAGAGGUGGAGAUGGACGCCAUCAUCGCUUUAAAUCCCGAGCUUACUCCACAAUCUAUGCCUCCACCACAGAUAAACUCAUCUGUAAAUAGAUCAAGGGAUUCGUCUGAUGAGGAUGAUGACGGAGCGGAUGAUCUGGACCAAGAAGACGGAUCCUUCGGACGUCACGGCGUACCGACAGCAAGAAAUGGCCUGGCUUCGGCAACUUUAUCUCAUUCCAUGAGGCCAUCGAUUCCCGUCAAAGCGCCAACAAACAAGCAACCGAGACACCAAACAGGACGACCAACAAAUAUAAUGCCACCUGUGCUAUCAAACGGUCACGGAGAUCCAGUAUCAGGUCUCACAAGUCGUCGUGAGGUAGAAAAUAUACCACCAACACCCACAGCACCAGCCUUUGCUAACGUCAGUUCUAUAUCACUAAAUAAACCAAAAUCAAUCCAGGCUCCACAGCAGCAGCCGCAGCCGCAGCAACAACAGCAGCAGCAGCCACCGGCUACAGUAGAAAACGGAAGAGGAAGACGUUCUAACGUAGUCAAGGAAGUCGAGAGGCUCAAGAAGAACCGGGAAGAACGGAGACAGAGGCAAGCUGAACUUAAAGAAGAAAAGGAAGCUCUGAUGAACAUGGAUCCUGGUAAUCCGAACUGGGAAUUCCUCGCCAUGAUCCGCGAGUAUCAAAAUAGCAUAGACUUUAGGCCACUGCGUGAGUCCGACACUGUCGAGGACCACCAGAUAACCGUUUGCGUCAGGAAACGGCCUUUGAACCGAAAAGAACAAACCAGGAAAGAGGUUGACGUGAUAAGUGUCCCCAGUAAAGACCAGAUGGUUGUCCACGAGCCGAAAUUGAAGGUCGACUUGACAAAGUACCUGGAGAACCAGCACUUCAGAUUCGAUUACGCCUUCGACGAGUCCUGCAACAACGAGAUCGUCUACAAGUACACAGCGAAGCCGCUCGUCCAGACGAUUUUCGAGGGCGGGAUGGCGACGUGUUUCGCGUACGGGCAGACCGGCAGUGGGAAAACUCACACAAUGGGCGGUGACUUCAACGGGAAGACUCAGGACUGCAAGAAAGGUGUCUAUGCAAUGGUAGCUAAAGACGUGUUCAAGUAUCUCAAGUCACCCAAGUACCGGGUGCUGAAUCUCGUGAUAUCCGCAAGUUUUUUUGAGAUUUACUCCGGCAAAGUGUUCGACUUGCUUGCCGACAAGGAGAAGCUUCGCGUGCUCGAGGACGGCAAGCAGCAGGUCCAGAUCGUCGGGCUCACUGAGAAGGUCGUGGAAAGUGUCGAGGAAGUUCUGAAGCUGAUCCAGCACGGCAACAGCGCCAGGACUAGCGGCCAGACCAGCGCCAACUCAAACUCCUCAAGAUCACACGCAGUCUUUCAGAUAAUCGCCCGGACACCCGGCACUCACAAAGUCCAUGGCAAAUUUUCCCUCAUUGAUCUCGCGGGUAAUGAGAGAGGCGCCGAUACUUCGUCAGCCAACAGACAAACGCGAAUGGAAGGCGCAGAAAUAAAUAAAUCACUACUCGCUCUCAAAGAAUGCAUACGUGCACUAGGUCGUAAAGGAACUCAUCUACCCUUCAGAGCCAGUAAAUUAACCCAAGUACUCAGGGACAGUUUUAUUGGUGAAAAAUCUAAAACUUGUAUGAUCGCUAUGAUAAGCCCAGGGAUGAGUUCGUGUGAACAUUCUCUAAAUACUCUAAGAUACGCGGAUCGAGUUAAAGAGUUGGCCGCAACAGACCCGACAGAAAUAAAAGUCUCGCCUACCGACGACGACCGGUUGUUUAAAAUAGAGGAGCAAGCCAACGACAGCGCGCUUUCUGACAGAGAUUUGGCCCAGCUUAGAUCAAUGAAUGAAGGGGAACUGUCGGAAGAUCUUUACAACUUCCACGAAGCGGUUUCCGCACUUCAGCUGAUGGAGGAAGAGGUACUGGAUACGCACAAAGCCGUUAUCGAUAACUCGAACAAGUUUCUGAAUGAUGCCCAUGAAGUAUUCAGCGCGACCCAUGAAGUCGAUUACGACCAAGAAGAUUUGAGACGGAAAAGAACAAAGUUUGAGUCACCAAACAUGAUGAGGAGGUUCUCAUUGUCUAGACGUCUCAUUGACAGAAUUCAAUUUUCAGAUGCGUACGCUAAAAAGUGGGAAGAACUUUUGCUGCAGCAACGUGAUACAAUCAACGCUGCGCUGGACCAAGUCAGUCAGUUCCGUAGUCAGCUCGUCCAAGAAGAGCGCAUCAGCCAGGAAAUGACACGUGUCUGUAACACGCGAUUCAACUAACUCAUCGAAAUAAGAUUUAAAAUUUAAAUUUAAAUACUAAUGAUAUUAAUAAAAUAAAUACAAAAAUUUAUCAAUAUCAACGCUAUCAUUUCUGUAAUUAAAUCGCGAUUUAAAAAUCCCGCUCAAGAUCUCGUUAUCUAAAGUUUAAACAUCCACGCACUUGGACUUGACUGGAUAAAAUCUAUCCCAGCAAGGUCACGUUUUAUUAAAAGUUGAUCACUUUGAUCAAGUUAUUGAUCGAAACUGAUUAAUUAUUUUUCUUUCACAAAAAGUCAAGUGAUAACUCAAAAAUUUCAAAUUAAUUCAUAUCAGAGCGUUGAUUGCUAAUUAGAAUCCUUUUUAUUUAAAUUAUUUUAUUUUUUUUAGUCAACAGUUGACGUCUUUACGCGGUCUUACAUUUAUAAAUAUUAAUAAUAAUUAAAAUAUAAAUAUUUAUGUAUUUUUUGGAUAUGAAAGAAACACUGACAUCAAAUUAAUCCGAGUAGGCCUACGAUAAUUAAUCAUUUAAAAUGCUUAAGAGUUCUUGUAUUUAUUAAACAUAGUGAGAGAUAAUUAUUAAUUAUUAAUUAAUCUAUUAUUAUUAUUAAUAUUAAAAAAAAAGAGAAAUAUCAAUAUGUUACGCGGGAUCUUUAAUAAAUAUCAAGAUGUAAAAAAUUUAAGUGUUACAGCUUUUACGAGAGUUAACGGAUCAUAAUUAGUACAGAAAAAAAAUUUUAAAUAAUAAUUGAAAUUUAAAUUAAAAUGAUAUGUUAUGAGUGUGUGUGCGUGCAUGAAAAAUGAUUGGAUCGUAAGCUUGUUAAUAGAUAGUUGAAGAUUAAUAAAAAAGAUUAUUUCUAUUAAAUAAAAUAGUCAGUAUACUAAUUAAUUUUUUUUUUACGCGGGAUCUGUCGGCGAUUUUUUGUAUUGUAAUUUUAAUUAUAAUUAUAAUUUUUAAUUUUUAUUUAACACUUCCGCGGAUCAGGUCCCCGCGUUCUGCUUUUGAAUCUUGAUACUGAAAUUACCAGAGGUCUGAUAAUUUUUAAAAUGAUAAAUUAUUAAAAAUUAAUUAUUUUGAAAAAUUGCAUCUAUAGUUUUUUUAAUUUUCUACAUGCGCAUUUUUUUUUUUUUAAAUUUGUUGAAAAAAAAAUCAAAAAAUUAGACGGUAACUUCAGGAUCAUUUUGAAUCAUGAUCCUGAAGUUCAUUAUUUUUGUAAUUUUUUUUUCAAGAUAUCGAUUAAUAAAAAAAAAAAAAUAAAAAAAUGCACAUGUAGAAAAUGAAAAAAACUACGGGUGGAAUUUUUCAAAAUAUUUUUUUUUAUAAUUUAUUGGCCAAAAAAAAAAAAAUCCAAAAAUUAGAUGUCGGGUAAGUUCAGGAUCAUUAUGAAUCAUGAUCCUAAAGUUAACUAUUUUUGAAUUUUUUUUUUUUUUUUUCAAAUAUUAAUUAUCAAAAAAAAAAAAACUAGAAAUAUGCACAUGUAGAAAUUUAAAAAAACUAUAAGUGCAAUUUUUCAAAACAUUUUUUUUUUAUAAUCUAUCGGGUUAAAAAAAAAACCAAAAAUUAUUAGACGUCUGGUAACUUCAGUAUCGUUUUGAAUCGCAUUGAAAAAUAAUUAAAAGUAAAGCCAAAUAACGACUGAAUUGAAAAGUUAUUUAGAUUUUACAUCAAAGACACAAUCGCCUUAAGUAUUCUUUGUUUUUUUUUCUUUUUCAAAUUCUUAUCUAAGUUAUUAAGAGGAUAAAUAAAAUAAUUUAGGUAAUAAAUGAUGUACUGCGUUAACUAAUUUUUCAUACGUAAGUUGAGUUUGUGUAACCGGUGUAAUAACUCCUGUCUUGUUUUAAAUAAUAACUUUGUUGUCCUCGAGGAUUGAAUUAGUGGCCUUUAAUAAUAAACAAAAAAAAAAAAAUAAUAAAUAUUAAUUAAGUAAUAAAAUAAAAUGAUAAAUUUGUAUUGUAUUUAAAGAGAAAAAAUAUGGAUUUCAGUAUAAAAUUUUUAUUUGUUACAAUUAAUUAAUGAGUCGGAUUUAAAUAAAAGCAUAAAUAACUCG
This is a messenger RNA of Microplitis mediator, 6250 nucleotides long. RefSeq names its product kinesin-like protein KIF2A (gene Klp10A). Gene Ontology annotation, biological process: microtubule-based movement. Gene Ontology annotation, molecular function: microtubule binding; ATP binding; microtubule motor activity. The record is from RefSeq and is a predicted model, not a curated record. Lineage: Eukaryota; Metazoa; Arthropoda; Insecta; Hymenoptera; Braconidae. Bases 1143 to 4226 code for a protein of 1027 amino acids. The transcript has 11 exons.